UGCUUUGUGCCACUGCGUCUGUGGUCUUUGAAGAGGGGAGACCCUUUGAUUGCUGAAUGUAAAAGGGUUCCCUAAUGGCUGGAGACGCCUCGCCGUCCGAUUCUCACUGCUCUUCAGUUGCACCUCGGUACUAGACUGGUGAACACAGACUGCCCUGACGAUGUACUCGCUAUGGCUCCCGCUGCUGCUAUGCUAUGGCUUUUCCCUCUCGACCUCGAAGCCAACAACGACGACACAGUUACCGGAAGCAACGCAUUCAUCGACGAAUGUGACAGAACCAUUCUUCCAAACAACAACUUACGCGAGCAAGUUUGAUGUCGUGCAGCAAGAGUAUUCCACCCUCUCCAGCAUCGUGUAUGACACGGAAAACCCGCCUGCCUUCAGUAACACCCCUAACUUAAAUGAAACCCUAGCAGUUCACAUGGCUAAUGACCAGCUCACAAUGGCUUCAAGUACCGCACCUGCAAGUGAAAGCGCCACGGAAUCCAGCGCUGCCACGUACGAAAGGGAACCACAGACAACACUCCAUUUUGAGGCUCCUUUUUCAACAGUGGCCAACAUCGCUACAAAAGACGACCCCGAAAGUCAAUCAACGAUUACUGAGUCAUCACUGAAUCCAACUGCUCCCAUUGACGACGAAUCUCAGUUAGAGAACAAGCUUCUAAGUAAAACCGGGCAUCACCACGGUUCAUGGAUGCACAACAGCUCAGAUGCUCCAAAAUUUUCAAUGGCUCUUGAGAAAAGCACAUCCACAAUGACGUCAGCAGAGAACUACGCAAGCACUGCUGUGGUUCCCGAAAAGGUUAUAUACAGCAAGGAAGACGAACUCCUAACACAGUCGACAGUUGCAGACAGCGUCACAGAGACCUUUGAAGACGUGCACCGAGCACAGCUACCAGAAGAUACAGAAGCUGAAGCGGCGGCAGCGAUAUCCACAGUGUCACAUGCUGCGGAAACUGGAGAAUAUCGAACAGAGUCUGCAGUCUACCGCACUGCGUCAAGUUCAGGCCCCGAACAGCCCACGCUAGCCACAGUUCAAUUUUUCAUGUCAGAGACUCGAACAACACCGACAACGACAGCAGUCGACUUUGCGCUUGCACAUAGAGGAACAGAAAGCGUUACAACUUUGCUUCCUGCCACCAACGAAACAAUUCCUGCAAGUGGGACAACCAUUUCAGCUACGUAUCGAGACGAGUCUGAAUCAGGUGACGUUUCAGAUGAGACAGUUGAAGAGUUCGCCAUAACGGGCGCUGUUCAAGCAAACGGCACAGAGGAAAAUCUUGCAUCAACCACGGUCCCUUCAUUCGUCCAGGACACGAAAGACGAGGGUGUACCAUUACUGACGACGGUACUGGAGGUGAAGUCGAAAGACGAUUAUGCCAUGACAGCUCAAUUACUUUCCCUCCAAGAAGGAAUGCUGAUGCCGAGCAGGCAGAGAGUUAAACAUGGAAAGAAGACAUCGCCCGCGUCUGUGUCUUACACCAUCAGUGAUGGAACUGGGAAAAAUAGCGGCAAGAAGGGUGGAGGAAUUAGGAUAAUUCAGAAUUUCGACAUAUUUAUCAAUCCCACUGCGAAUAUUACUAAAAGCACGACGUAUCUUACGAAAGUGUGAAAGACUCAUUUGUGUAUCCGUCGACUCUUCUGGUGUAGCGUUUAGCAAUAAAUGGGGAGGCCUUCACCGAUACCAG
This is a messenger RNA of Ornithodoros turicata, 1688 nucleotides long. Its product is annotated as mucin-2-like. The record is from RefSeq and is a predicted model, not a curated record. Lineage: Eukaryota; Metazoa; Arthropoda; Arachnida; Ixodida; Argasidae. The transcript is spliced from 3 exons. Bases 161 to 1612 code for a protein of 483 amino acids.